This is a messenger RNA of Metarhizium album ARSEF 1941, 2253 nucleotides long. RefSeq names its product Adaptor protein complex, beta subunit. The coding region runs from base 1 to 2253 and encodes 750 amino acids. The record is from RefSeq and is a predicted model, not a curated record. NCBI's taxonomy places the organism in Eukaryota, Fungi, Ascomycota, Sordariomycetes, Hypocreales, Clavicipitaceae. The transcript is spliced from 5 exons. Gene Ontology annotation, biological process: intracellular protein transport; vesicle-mediated transport. Gene Ontology annotation, cellular component: membrane coat. Gene Ontology annotation, molecular function: clathrin binding.
AUGGCAGUCAAUCGCAUCCGCGGCGCAUUUGCCGCACCCCGGAAGGGCGAGACCUUCGAGCUCCGCGCCGGGCUGGUGUCCCAGUAUGCCUACGAACGAAAGGAAUCCAUCCAAAAGACCAUCAUGGCCAUGACCCUUGGCAAGGACGUGUCUGCCCUGUUUCCGGACGUGUUGAAAAAUAUUGCCACGGCCGACCUCGAUCAGAAGAAACUCGUAUAUCUCUAUCUAAUGAAUUACGCCAAGUCACACCCGGAUCUGUGCAUUCUCGCCGUAAAUACAUUUGUACAAGACUCAGAAGACCCGAAUCCUCUGAUAAGAGCGCUCGCGAUUCGAACCAUGGGCUGUAUCCGAGUCGAUAAGAUGGUAGACUAUAUGGAAGAGCCGCUGCGGAAGACCUUGCGAGACGAAUCUCCCUACGUCCGAAAGACAGCAGCCAUCUGUGUCGCGAAGCUCUUUGACCUCAACCCUACCAUGUGUAUCGAGAACGGUUUCCUAGAGACCCUACAAGAGAUGAUUGGUGACCCGAACCCCAUGGUUGUCGCCAAUUCCGUGCAGGCCUUGUCUGAAAUCAGCGAGACCGCCCCCGAGACGAGGGCGCUGGUCGUGACGUCGGCAACGUUGAAGAAGCUUCUCAUGGCGCUCAACGAAUGCACUGAAUGGGGUAGAAUCACCAUUCUUACUACCCUGGCCGACUACCCAGCGUCAGACGUCAAGGAAUCAGAACACAUUUGUGAGCGAGUUGUGCCACAGUUCCAACACGUCAACCCUGCCGUUGUGCUGGCCGCCGUCAAGGUUGUCUUCAUACACAUGAAGGCAGUAAACCCGGAGCUGGUCCGGUCCUUGCUCAAGAAGAUGGGGCCUCCACUCGUGACUUUGGUCGCCUCGGCUCCUGAGGUUCAGUACGUUGCCCUGCGCAACAUCGACCUUCUACUCCAAGCCAAGCCCGAUAUCCUGAGCAAAGAGCUCCGGGUCUUCUUCUGCAAGUACAACGACCCGCCCUACGUCAAACUCCAGAAGCUCGAGAUCAUGGUUCGGAUAGCAAACGAGAAGAACUAUGAACAGCUACUGGCCGAAUUGAAGGAAUAUGCCCUCGAGGUCGAUAUGGAUUUUGUCCGUCGCGCCGUCAAGGCUAUCGGGCAAGUUGCCAUCAAGAUUGAAGAGGCCAGCGCCAAGUGCGUGCAAGUUUUGGAAGAUUUGCUCGCCGCCAAGGUGAACUAUGUGGUGCAAGAGGUGAUUGUGGUCGUCAAGGACAUAUUGCGGAAAUACCCCGGCUACGAGGGGGUGAUACCCACGCUGUGUGAACACAUCGACGAACUCGACGAACCGGAGGCUCGAGGAUCUCUGAUUUGGAUCGUCGGCGAGUAUGCUGAGAAGAUUAGCAACGCCGACACGAUCCUAGAGAGCUUCGUUGAGGCCUUUAUGGAGGAGUUUACCCAAACGCAGCUACAGAUACUAACGGCAGUGGUUAAGCUCUUCCUGAAGAAGCCCAGCAACACCCAGGGGCUUGUUCAGAAAGUCCUGCAGGCUGCCACUGCGGAGAACGACAACCCUGAUAUCCGAGACCGAGCCUACGUGUACUGGCGUCUGCUCUCUGGCGAUUUAGACGUCGCAAAGAACAUUGUGCUUUCUCAGAAGCCCACCAUUUCCACCACCAUGACCACGCUGCCGCCGUCAUUGUUGGAACAGCUGCUCUCGGAGCUGUCCACCUUGGCUUCGGUGUACCACAAACCUCCGGAGUCAUUUGUGGGCAAGGGACGCUUCGGCGCCGACGCUAUCCAGCGAGCGGCAAUUCAGGAACAAAGACAAAAUGCCGCCGACAACCCCAUCGCGGCGUCUGUUGCUGCUGCGGCCGCAAACGGUGCCGGCGCCGGCGCUCCUCAAAGCAACAUUGAGAACUUGCUCGACAUUGAUUUUGACGGCGCGGCUCCCGCAUCCCACGAGCAGCGCAGCGCGUCUGCAACGCCGGACCGAGUGGCGAGCCCGGCUGGCGGUGCUGCUGCAUCCGGUGGUAUGGCAGACAUGAUGAGCAUGUUCGACGCUCCCCCAACAGGCGCCAGCAACGAGGGAGUUGCUGCGGGACCCAGCUCUGGUAGCGGCAUCAACGACUUGAUGGGUGGAUUUGACGGGCUGAGUUUUGGUGACAGCAACUCGAACCAGCCACUCCCUGCGGCAAUGCAGCUUAACAAUGCACAGGCCGGCAGCAGCACGCAGGCACAGCAAAAGGACAGCGAUGAUUUGUUGGGUUUAUUGUAG